UUCAACGGCCUAUAUAGAACGGCCCUCUCGUCGCCCUCAUCUCUUCCUCUCUUCUUUUCCUUCAGCACGCAGGCUUGUCUAAGUUCUUUCACUUCUCUCUUUCCCACAUUCUCUUUUCCCCGGUCUGUGACCGUCACAUUCUUUCCACAAAACUCCAUUCCUUGAAGAAUCAAACCAUCUGGUAUACCGGUAUACCAGAACCCUUACACUAUCUUUAUUUUUUUUCUCUCCUACAAAACCAAAACCUUCCCAACAAAAUGAAGCAGGCUGGUUCCAUCCUCGCCCUCGCCGGGCUCGUCUCCCUGGCCCAGGGUCACGGUUUCGUCACCUCCCCUCGGGCCCGUAUGCCCGGUAGCGCCAUGGAGAAGGCCUGUGGGCAGCAAGUGUACAACAACCAGGAGGCCGACAACUACGGCAACGUGCAGGGUGAGCUCCAGAUCGCCUCGGGCCAAAGCGACUACGACGCCGACGCCUGUGACAUCUGGCUCUGCAAGGGUUACAAGUACGCCGACAACAAGGACAACGUCUACUCGUACAAGGCCGGUGAGACCGUCGAUUUUACCGUCGACAUUCGCGCUCCUCACACCGGUACCGCCAAUGUCUCCGUCGUUGACACUGCCUCCAACACCGUCAUCGGCUCCCCUCUGAUCUACUGGAGCGUUUACGCCUCCACCGCUACCGGUGUCACUGCCAACGAGACUAGCUUCAGCGUCACCAUCCCCGAUGACCUCGGCGAUAAGUGUACCGAGGGCGGUGCUUGUGUUCUUCAGUGGUGGUGGAACGCUGCUUCCAUUGAUCAGACUUAUGAGUCUUGCAUUGACUUUACUGUUGGUGGCUCUGGCUCUUCUUCCUCAUCAUCUUCUUCUUCUUCGUCCUCUUCUUCCGCCGCUGCCAGCCAGCAAACUACUACCACUGCUGCUGCCGCCGCCGCUGUCACUACCCCUAGCACCGCCAACAACGUCGCUCCCGCUUCCUCUAGCGUCCCUACUACCCUCGCUACUAGCGUGAAGCAGAGCGCUACUGUCGCCCCCGUUGCUGCUUCUAGCGCUGCUGCUGCUGCUGCUGCUUCUUCCUCGGGUGUCUCCAUCCCCACUGAUGGUACUGCUGAGGAGCAGCUCACUUGGGUUGCUAGCUUGCUUAAGGCUCUUCUUAAGUACGCUAACUAAAGACGGUGCGGUGUGUAUAGUUACUAGUUGCUGUGUUAGAUAGAGUGGUGGUGUGAAUAGAUGUGCCUGUAUA
Messenger RNA from Aspergillus neoniger CBS 115656, 1239 nucleotides. Its product is annotated as lytic polysaccharide monooxygenase. The record is from RefSeq and is a predicted model, not a curated record. The transcript has a single exon. The coding region runs from base 258 to 1166 and encodes 302 amino acids. NCBI's taxonomy places the organism in Eukaryota, Fungi, Ascomycota, Eurotiomycetes, Eurotiales, Aspergillaceae.